Messenger RNA from Pelobates fuscus (common spadefoot toad), 1779 nucleotides. RefSeq names its product nuclear envelope integral membrane protein 2 (gene NEMP2). Gene Ontology annotation, cellular component: nuclear envelope. The transcript has 9 exons. Bases 219 to 1580 code for a protein of 453 amino acids. NCBI's taxonomy places the organism in Eukaryota, Metazoa, Chordata, Amphibia, Anura, Pelobatidae. The record is from RefSeq and is a predicted model, not a curated record.
CGGGCUUUAACGGUAACAGCGUGACUACUGAAAGCAUUCGAGGCCCAGCAUACAUUAUAGCGCCAGGUUUACCUUACGGGUUUGUAUAAAAUACAAACUGAUGUUUUCUAAGCAGAGAAGGCGGACGGCCAAAACCCUGGCCACAUCCAUGUAUCGGUGAUCGGCUGAGAGGGUCUGCUCAGUCCAGCAAGGCGCUGGAUUCAAACAGGGGAAACAAGAUGAGAGCAGAGGGAGCUGACUGUGCUCCAGCCACAUGGUUAAAGAGCCUGGCACUGCUCUGGUUGGGCUCACUGCUUGGAAAUGGGCAGGAGCUGAAAGAUACGCAAUGUAUAUCUGUGCACCAAAACCUUGAAGUAAAUGAAAUACAGGAUCAUUGUCUCUGUUAUUUUCUGGAAAGAAAUCUAACAUGGUAUCAGCUAUGGGCAGUUGUCCAGCUUCAGAUAAACAGCACAGAGGCACUUACAGUUCUCCAGCGAAAUAACAUCAUGAAUUGCAAGAAUCCUGAAAACGUCCUGUUUUUCUCUGCAUGUUUACUCCAAACUCUCUGGAAACCAACAUACUCCAAAGUGAUUUACAUUAAUGUGAACCGGUUUGCUCAGACUGUGUGCUUUGAUGUGAACAUCAAUAAUAAACCAGUUGUUUACAUCAUAAAAAUAUUAAGGUCAGAAUUUAGUACACAUCUCUUCCUGCUCUUCUUUGGAGGGAUUUUCCUGUUCUUCUUUGCCAAUAACCUGAGUCGGAAUGCAGUGAUCUUUUAUUCUGCAGGGAUAGCACUUGGCAUGGGAGCUUCGCUGGUCUUUCUCUUACUGUUAUUUAAGAGGUUUAUUUCAACGCACAGCACCUUUUGGCUGUUAAUGAGCGUGAGUUGCUUUUUGACAAUCUACUCUGUCCAGUUUUUUAUGGAAAACAUUGCAUGGCUAUGGGCUGAACAGAAGCAUUUUAUCCUGAGUUACUUUGCAGCAGCAGCAUUGUUCAGUGCUGCCGCUUGUUACAAACAUGGUUCUUUGACAAAUCAACGCAGCAUCUGCCUCUUUGCAUGGACACUGAGGCUAACAGCCUGCUUCUUCGUUUAUUAUGGCCUUACUCUCCCUGAUGUUGCUAAUGCUGUCAUUGCUGUUCUUUUUUCAUCUUUUUUCAUGUGCUAUCCCUUUAAAGCACUGUGUUAUAUCUUCAGACUAAUGAAACGUAAGAAACCGGUUGUCAAAUUCCUGACUGAAGAGGAAUAUCGGGAGCAGACCGAUGUAGAGACUUCACUGGCUUUGGAGCAACUACGUGCUUUCUGCAGUAGCCCAGAAGUCAAUUCAUGGCUCACAGUGUCCCGCCUCUCAUCUCCUAAAAGGUUUGCAGACUUUAUUUUGGGAUCUAACCAUGUUACUGCAGAGGAGGCCAGCAUCCAUGAAGCACAGUAUGGUUUUGGAAGCUUCUUCCUGGAAGAGCAACUUUUUGUCCAAGAGCAUGAACCUGGACGCAACCAACAAGUUGACAUAAUGCAAGAAGAUGCUAUCUAUGUUGAUGAUGAUCACGGUGAUGAUCAAGCAAAUCACACUCAACUACACGACACCAUUGCGGAGCUUCUGUAAUUUUAUCCAGCCUGCAGUGUUUUCAAAGCAGAUGCUACAUUUGCAUCAGAUUUGGGGAAUCGUCCACUAAGAUCCACUAGGACCAGAAGAUUUUUUUUUUUCGGUUUUAGAUACAGUAACAGUUAUUUAUCAACUGUAAAUUAUCAGGAAGCUAACCAGGGAGUUCUACAUUUUUUAUCUUGACAUUUAAAUUAGCAUC